Molecule: messenger RNA, 1960 nt
Organism: Acinonyx jubatus (cheetah)
Lineage: Eukaryota; Metazoa; Chordata; Mammalia; Carnivora; Felidae
Gene: SPATA33
Product: spermatogenesis associated 33
Exons: 3
Coding region: 90-497 (135 amino acids)
Cellular component (GO): cytoplasm; nucleus
Source: RefSeq, a predicted model, not a curated record
CGGCCGGGUUAGCGUCUGUGAGUCACUCCCGCGGCGCGCCAGCAGAGGUACGGAGUGCGGGGCUGCGCCGGGGAGCUGUGGGCUCACCUAUGGGACUUUCCAAAAGCAAACACAAACCUAGGAAAGGUGAGGAGCAAAAGGGGCGCGUCUAUUCAGUUCCCAAGGCCAAGGAAAGGCCGACGGGCAGGCAUUCUCAAGAGUCUGAGAAGCCUCCGGACACUAAGCCUGCAGAGAGCCUCCAUGGAAAGAGAGGGGCAGCCAAGCGGCAGUGGCCUUCAUCUGAAGUCGAAGAGAAACCUGAUGUAAAGGUAAACUCGAGCAAGAAGAAAGCUGUCAUUCCACAGAUCAUCAUCACUAAAGCCUCACAAGAGACUCUAACCAGCUACGGUUCCAUCAGAAGUGAAGAGCAGAGAACCAUUCAGGAGCAGGCUGAAUGGGGCCCCUACUACCGACACAGAAACCCUAGCACAGUAGACGCCUAUGGUUUACGAGAAUAAACAAGUGCCCCGAGGAGCUGUCGUUUUUCACUGUGCUGAGUCUCAGCGAUGACGGCAGAAGGGCCACCUGCCCUGUGAGAAGCUGCAGCUGCCCCUUCGGGAAAUGAGGUCCCCCAGUGACCACCUCGGGCUCACCUGCCCCAGAGCUCUGGCAGCUUGGCAGAGGGCAAGAGUGCCUCUGGCCCAGAGAGUGAACUUUGCGGCAACGAGCGAAUCAGUAACCCUCUGGUGUCACUGCCGGUGCAGGGUGAUGAACGAAUGGCAGGCAGCAUAUCCCAGUCUCUUGCUGGGCAAUUUAAAAUCCUUCCCGUCCAUUUCCGAAGGGGUGUGGCAUAAGUACUCGGCAGUUACGGUGAAUGGGACGUCCCCCACACUUGGACAAAAGGUUGGACUCUGAGGACUCCACUUUAAGGUGUCACGUCCCAGAACAGGGACGUGCACAGUCACCCUGCGGGGCCCACGGGCUCCGAGCUUGACUGUAAGCUGAUGCCGAGUAUUAAAGGAUCCAGAAGAAGAAUGUGGAAUUGGGGUGGGGGCACCCAUGGCACGUAGAACUUGGGCAGUGGCCUUGCCAGAGCUGCCAUGGGACGGGGGGAGGGGUGCUGACAACGUCCCCUCUUUCUGGCUGUGCAUGAGGGGUCCCAACAGGAGGGGCUGUUCAGGGAAGCCCUGCUGGCGUUCCCUCACAACUGGCAGCUCACGGGUCAGGCUCCACUCUCCUCCAGAGUGGCUGGAGGGAACACCCUGCCCUGUCUGGUCCGACAAAUUUAGUCUCGUAACAGUAUGUGUUUGUCUCCUUGGUUGCUAGAACGGUCAGCAGGCUUUACACUUGGUCUUUAUGUCUCUAUCAAAGAUUUUAUGUUUCAAGCAACCUCUACACCCAGUGUGGGGCUCAACCCCACAACCCCGAGAUCAAGAAUUGCACGCUUCACCUACUGAGCCAGCCAAGCACCCCUGUGUCUCUGUGUGUUGAUGAGAAUCAUACCCCUUUAGUAUUAAAUACUACAAUUGACUUCCAGUUUCAGUAUAAACCCCAACAUAAUAAGUCUCAUACUGACAUUGUUCAACAACACAUUAUUAACAUCAUUACUUGUAUUCAUUCAAUACGUUUACUUACGCAUCCUGUCACAACUAAGUGUGUGUGCAGAAGAAUCAAGCCCAUGCAAAUGUGGACUUGACCGCACUGGGUCAGCACACCUACCUUCUCCCUAAAAUUUCUAGUACCCAAUAAUUUCUAUUUAAGGAGCGCCUGGGUGGCUCAGUCGGUCAAGCGUCCAACUUCGGCUCAGGUCAUGAUCUUGACGGUCUGUGGGUUCAAGCCCCACGUCCGGCUCGGUGCGGACAGCUCAGAGCCUGGAACCUGCUUCAGAUGCUGUGCUUCCCUCUCUCACCGCACCCUCCCCACUUCCGCUCACACUGUUUCUCUCUCAAAAAUAAACAUUAAAAAUUAAAAAAAAAAUCUA